Molecule: messenger RNA, 4401 nt
Organism: Lucilia sericata (common green bottle fly)
Lineage: Eukaryota; Metazoa; Arthropoda; Insecta; Diptera; Calliphoridae
Product: serine-rich adhesin for platelets-like
Source: RefSeq, a predicted model, not a curated record
ACACCUUGGAAAUCGUCCUUAUCUCCCAAUUACAAAACGGGGACUUCCAGUGCGUACUCCUCAAGAGAUGAUGUCAGUGCCACCUCCCGUUAUAGUUCUUUGGCUUCACCCAGCUCCUACAGACCCUCCUUUUCGGGGGGAACAUAUCGUUUAAAACGUGACACGCCCAUAGUACCCGCCUCCACCUAUGUCAGUCGUUACUCAGCAGCAGGAAGUUCUGCUGCAACAAAACCAGAUACCAGCAGUACUAGUGAUUCCUCGGGUUCCAAGCCGGGCCAGCUGAAACGUUAUGGUUCUACCGCCAGUAGUUUGGGUAAAUAUUCCAGAGAACCUAGUCCGGCAGCCUUAGAACAUACAAACAGAAUAAAAAGUAGAGAUCCUAGUCCAGCUACUAGAAGUCUUAGAGGGAAAUCUAGAGAUCCUAGUCCUGCUUUAGAUACAAAAUGUAUUGGUUAUGGUUCAUCCGCAAGUUCCUACAGAAUGAAUGUGCCAAAGUCCACAACGGGCAACACAUAUGGAACACGUUAUGGUAGCUCAUCUACGGUUGGAAGGACACCAACAGCUAAUAACUCUUCAACUUCUAUAUCCUAUUUAUCGGCUAGUGAUUUUAAGGCUAGAUCCAUAAGUAAAGCUCGAGAGGCUGCCACACGUAAAUCCAAUGAAAAGGAAUUGGAAGCGCAAAAAACUGAGGAGAAAGAAGAAAAUAAACCAGAAUCCACUUCUAACGAAGAAUCCACUGGCUCUUCGGAAACAGAUGAGGAAGAUGAAGAAGAGGAGGAGGACGACGAGGAAGAAGAAAAAUUUGUUUCUGUUGCCGUAUGUACUAGAGCCACAUCACCCACUCCCCCCGGAGCAGCCCCUACAGUUCAUCGCACCAGACGCAUAGAAAUUGCCAAAACUAUAGAGAAAACUAUACAGCGAUCUACGCGAAAAAAGAAAAUGCUGGAAAAGGAAAUACAAUCAGAUCGUUUAGAUGACUCGACACGCUACUCCAGAUUUGGUUUAAGUAGUCGUGUCUCUUCCCCCUACAGUCCUCAUACGGAACGUUAUACUUCCUCCAGUUUGCGCUACAGUCAUAGUCCACUCUCCACAACAGCUUCUAAAUCCUCGUCAUUGAACUCGAGCUCGGAAAGUAAAAAAGAUGAUGUUUCUGCUUCUUCGACUUCCUCAAGUAGCAAAGCUAAUAAAUCUCCUUUAAACAGCAAAUCAAAACUUUCUCCUCCUAAAUCCAUAAAAAUAACUUCAAGACAAUCGUCGGUGGAAAAUCUAAGUGCCCAUAAACCACCGGCAGCUCCCAAAGGAGAAUCACCCACCAAAUCGACUUCUUCGUCAAAUAGUGUUUCCACGAAGCUGCCUAAUAAAGAUUUUCGUAAAUCGGCUCUCAAUGUAGGACCCACCGAUCGACCGCGUAAAUCGAGAACCCCCAGUACAGGCACAGAUUCAGAUUUAAAUACCGUAGAAGCUUUAAAUGGUGCCCUGCAAGCCAUACAACGUUUAGAAAGAUCACCCAGUGCGGGUUCGGAAGUAAGCAAUGCCUCUAAUAGAUCCAUAAGACGUACCGGAACCGAUAGUAAACUUAGACCCAGAUGUCAUAAUAAAUCCUUUGUCAAUGGUGCGGUAAUGUCACCCAAAUCACCCUUAAGUCGCAACAAUAGCACUUCCAACAUUAAACCGAAAUCUUCCACAUCCUCCACUGCAACAACACAAUCAUCAGCAGGCACAACAACCACCACCUCUUCAUCAAGUGGCACUGAAAGCUGUACGGAAAGCAAAAAGUCUACUAAGAAAAUCAUUAAGAAAAAAACAAUUAAAGACGUCACCAAUACAAGCAGUAGCACGAGCACCACCACCUCACCGACCACCAACAGCAGUGCUGAUAGUCGUAGUAUAAAAUCAUCUAGUGAAAAUAGCUUUUCACAACAACCACCAGCUGUCUCCGUCAACAACCAAAAAGCCAAAAAGUCUGAUUCAUCCGCCACCACCACAAGUCGUACCACCCCCAAAACCCCCUCCGAUAAAGAUCCCCUUAGGCGUUUAAAGAAAUUGUCAUCAGUAUCGAACUUUUUCGCCGCACAACAGCAAGACUGCAAUAGCGACGAACAGAUUUACCUUGAAAGCUCUGAGAACUCAUCAUCAGGUAAUGAUCUAGAUAGAUCGUUAUCGAAGAAGAGCAUCAGUUUAACGCAAGCUAACGAAACGAAAACAACGCCUUCGCCAGCCGUCAAAACGAAAACUAGCGGCAGCAGCAGUAAGAGUAAUCCGAAUUAUACGAUAAAUUCUAUAGAAGAACCUAAAAACAGUAUAAAAACGACAAAAUCAACCUCGCAAACGUCCUCGACGAAAACUAAAACGAAAACCAAAUCGAAAACGAAUACAAAAUCUUCUACAACUUCAACUUCAUAUUGUCCUCAGGAUACCACUACGGUAAACGAAUCUUCCAUUAUGCCUAGUGAAUUGCAAACGGAAUCUUUGUCUCCCUAUACCACCACCAAUCCCACCACCUCCUCUACCUCGGGUACGGAUCAAGAGGAAUCUAGCUGGUGGCAGGAUACUAGCAGGCAAAUAGAUACUGCCUCGGCUUUGGAUUUUAAUUUAAAAGAUGAAAUGCGUUUUAAGAUAAGACACAUAGAUUCAGGUGAAACCGCCUGGUGGUUGCGCAAUGAUGAGGAUGAUACCUUGGCGGAUGAUGAUUUAAAGACUUUAAAUCAAGAGGAAGAACUGGAGGAGGAUGAGGAUGAUGAGGAGGCCACAGAUCAGCAACAAUCAUUGACCUCUACCCCCAGUGGCAAUGCUGCAAAGCUAAACGACAAACCAGGAGGCUGGUGGAUAACUAACGAAACUAACGAAGAAACGCCCAACGAAGAAGAAGAGAAACACGAAACGAUUUAUGUGAAAAGUAGAUCUAGUAAUGAUUUAGAUUAUCCCUCCAAUGGUUAUUGUGUCGAAGAAGCCCCUGUAGAAGCCAAACCAUUUCCCAAAAGUCGCAUAACACCCGAAACGGAUUGGUGGAAUGAUGACAAUGAGGAAGCACAAGCUGAGUUUACCGCCAACAAUAAUCCCUCGUUAAAUAGUGACAAAACGAGCAAUAAAUCCAGUAAUAAUCUCUCUCAGUUAAGUGAUAAACUACCCAAACAAAAUGGUUCUAUACAAUUGAAAAUCUGUCGUGUAGAGUCCGGAGAAAAGCCCUGGUGGCUGCAAGAAGAACAGCAGACCGAGACUCAACCUCAAGAAACUGAAAUAACCGUAGAAGCUACUAUAGCUUUACCCAAGAAGAACAAAGAUAAAACUGAUAGUUCCUCUAGUAAUAGUGAUGCCAAAAAUAGAUGGAUGUCUGGACCGAUUAAGAAAGUAUUUAAUAUACCCAGAGUAGAAUCAGGGGAAAAAGCCUGGUGGCAGGAAGAAACUAGUGAAUCGAAAUCGGAUAAAAGUUAUGAAAAUAAAACCUAUAAACGUAAUAACUCACAAGAACAGGAAUGGUGGUUGGAGGAAAGCAAUCAACAGCAAAAAACUCCCACAACUCCGCAACAUAACUACCAACAAAAUGGUUACUUUGAACCAACGCCCCCAAUACAACAACAACAGCAGCAGCAGCAAUAUUAUCACAACACCGAGGAAGAAGCUGAACUGCAGCAGUAUCAACCUUCAACCUACAAUCACAAUAAUCUCAUAGAUUCCCAGGCCGAACUAAGUAAUUCCUUUAAUUUUGAAUAUUCCGAAAGACCACCACCCUUGGGACAAUGUGCCAGUCCCGUGCAACAGGAAGAAUUAUUACCACCUCCGCCAGCACAGCAAAGACAACAAUGUACAUCACCCUAUGAUAACAUUCCAAUGACAAAAGUUCAAACAGUCGCAUCACAACAGCCAAUUUUAGAAACUUCGACUAAUUACAUGGCCAGUGGCAGUGGUGGUGGCCCCAUUUAUCAACAAGAUAUUGUUUACCUUAAUCAAUCACCCCUACAGCAACAACCACAACAACAGCAAUAUUUUCCUCAUCAACGGCACCAACAACAACAGCAUCAGCAAAACCCCAAUUAUUUACAACAACCACCUACACCUUAUAAUCAAUACAAUAACAAUAAUGAAUUGCGCUCUCGCAAUGGCCAAUUAUUCAUAUCACGUCAUAAAAAUAUCGAUGAGCUUUUAGGUGGUUCAUGUCGUCCCAUAAGUCCCCUCUACUAUGAUAAUAACAGCUUUCAGACAAUGCCCCCCACAACUACAACCACAACAACCACCCCACCUCAACAACGUAAUAUGUUCGUUGAAGAAAUUACACCAGACCAAGUACGCAUCCAUGACAGCACUGCACAAAUGCCCAUUAUACAACGUAUGGAGAGAGAUGACUGGCAGAGAGACUCUCUGGCGGCAAAACCAACAACACCACCACGAUUUGAACAAAGAAUG